AUGCCAGCUACAAAUCAGUGCUCCAUAUGUCUGGGGGAAAUGAAAGCCUCAAUCGGAAUGCUAGGUGGAUGUGAACACAUCUUCUGUUACGAUUGCAUCAAGAAGUGGUCUGAAGAUAAACGAACGUGUCCUCUUGACCGCACACCAUUUGACUCAAUCAAUAUACUACACGAAAUUGGUGGUGCAAUUGUGGAAGAGGAAAAGCUAGAACCUCUGGAGUCAGAUCAACUCUAUAGUUCACUUAACAGUGCUCGCAAUUUCCUUUGUCCACAAUGUCGAAAUAGAUUAAGACGGAUGAAUUGA
Rodentolepis nana is the source of this 303-nucleotide messenger RNA. Lineage: Eukaryota; Metazoa; Platyhelminthes; Cestoda; Cyclophyllidea; Hymenolepididae. The record is from the annotation of a GenBank genome assembly.